Molecule: messenger RNA, 2181 nt
Organism: Apiotrichum porosum
Lineage: Eukaryota; Fungi; Basidiomycota; Tremellomycetes; Trichosporonales; Trichosporonaceae
Exons: 1
Coding region: 1-2181 (726 amino acids)
Biological process (GO): ceramide catabolic process; sphingosine biosynthetic process; long-chain fatty acid biosynthetic process
Cellular component (GO): extracellular region
Molecular function (GO): N-acylsphingosine amidohydrolase activity
Source: RefSeq, a predicted model, not a curated record
AUGCGCGUCUUUCGAGCAUCACGGUCACUGGCCACCGUCGUCGUCGUCGUCGUCGUGGCGGCCAUGCUCUCGUGCGUCCGCGCCGCGGGCGACACCUACCUCAUUGGCGUGGGCAAGGCCGACAUUACGGGCCCCGUCGUCGAGAUUCCGUUCCACGGGUACGCGGUCCUCAGCCAGGUCGGCACUGGUCUCCGCCAGCGCCUGUACGCGCGUUCGUUUAUCAUUGCCGACGCGGCCAACCCUGCCGACAAGUUCCUGUACAUUGUGGUCGACACGCAGGCGGGCGACACGGCGACGCGCCUCGGCGUCCUGGAGGGACUCAAGGCCCUGGGCGGCGACUAUGCUGGGUUCACACAGAAGAACGUUGCUGUCAUUGGCACACACAGCCACAGUGGGCCGGGCGGGUGGCACAACUACCUCCUGCACCAGAUCCCGGUGCUGGGUUUCAACAAGCAGUCGUACCAGGCAAUCGUGGACGGGUGUAUCCAGUCGGUCAAGAAUGCACAGGCGUCCUUGACCAAGGGGACGCUUACCGUGGGCACGGGCACCGUGCAGGACGGCAACAUCAACCGGUCGCAGUGGGCGUACCUCGCCAACCCGCAGGCCGAGCGCGACAGCUACGCCUCGAGCACAGACACGACCAUGACUGUCCUGGGCUUCAAGCGCAGCAGCGACGGCAAGAACAUGGGCAUGCUCACAUGGUACCCCGUCCACGGCACCUCGGCGUACAACAACAACACGUAUGUGACGGGCGACAAUAAAGGCGUGGCGGCGACCAUGACGGAGCAGGCGUACGCGCAGGAUGCCAACUCGGCGCCCGGGUUUGUGGCGGCGUACUCGCAGGCAAACGUCGGAGACACUUCGCCGCGCGUCCUGGGCCAGUGGUGCGACGACGGCUCGGGCCAGCAGUGCUCGCUCGAGGCGAGUACCUGCGCCGACGGGACGGUCACCAACUGCAAUGGCCGCGGACCGUUCUUUGAAAAGGGCGACCAGGGCUUGUCGUCCUGCUACGAGAUUGGCCGCAGGCAGCACGUCGCUGCCAAAUCCAUCUUUGACAGUCUGGCCACAAACGGGACCCCCUUGGUGGGAACGUCGGUCAACUCGUUCCACUUCUUCAACGACAUGCGCUACUUCCAGUUCCAGCUGCCCAACGGCACAGCCGUGCAGACUUGCCCUGCGGCGCUGGGAUACUCGUUUGCAGCGGGGACAUCGGACGGUCCCGGUGUGAGCGACUUUAAGCAAGGCGACGCGGGCCUGCCCAAUGCCCAGAACAAUGUGUUCUGGCAGGCCGUCUCCAACGUCAUCCAGACGCCCAGCGCCCAGCAGGUCGCGUGCCAGGGAGCCAAGCCGAUCCUUCUCGACGUCGGCGAGAUGAUGGCGCCGUACCCGUGGAUCCCGAACAUUGUCGACGUGCAGCUCCUGCGCGUCGGCCAGCUGGUCAUGAUCGUGUCGCCGGGCGAGGCGACGACCAUGACGGGACGGCGGUGGAAGGCAGCCGUGCACGACGCGGCCAAGACGUCCGGCGUGACCGGUACCGGCGUCGAGCCCAUUGUCGUCCUCGGCGGCCCGGCAAACUCGUACUCGGGCUACAUUGUCACCCCCGAGGAAUACGAGGUUCAGCGCUACGAGGGCGCCUCGACCAUGUACGGUAAAUGGACAGGACCGGCAUACAUGAACCUCACCGUCAGCAACAUCAACUACCUGGCGGCCGGGAACACUGGGUCGCCGUCGCAGACUCUUCUGCCACCCGAUAACCGCGGCGUCUCGCUGUCCUUUAUCGCUGGGGUGGUGUACGACAACCCGGCCCUGGGCAAGAGUUUUGGGCAAGUCCUCACCCAGCCUGCGGGGUCGUACGCGCGCGGCGCGACCGUCAAGGCCGUCUUCCAGGGCGCCAACCCGCGCAACAACCUGCGCUUGGGGGGAACGUUUGCCGCGGUCGACCAGCUCGUCAACGGCCAAUGGACGCAGGUGCGCUCCGACGCAGACUGGUUCCUCACGUACACGUGGACGCGGGUUGACGGCCUGCUGGGAUCGAGUACGGUGUCGCUGGCGUGGGAGACGGCCGGGGACGGCGCGCCGGCGGGCACGUACCGCCUGCACUAUUACGGCGAUUCGAAGACGCCCAUCACGGGCUCGAUCAAGGCGUUUGAGGGUGUCAGUAGCAGCUUUACGCUGGUUUAG